Messenger RNA from Mya arenaria, 2566 nucleotides. RefSeq names its product ETS translocation variant 1-like. Lineage: Eukaryota; Metazoa; Mollusca; Bivalvia; Myida; Myidae. Gene Ontology annotation, cellular component: nucleus. The transcript is spliced from 9 exons. The record is from RefSeq and is a predicted model, not a curated record. Gene Ontology annotation, biological process: regulation of transcription by RNA polymerase II; cell differentiation. Gene Ontology annotation, molecular function: sequence-specific DNA binding; DNA-binding transcription factor activity, RNA polymerase II-specific. Bases 131 to 1999 code for a protein of 622 amino acids.
CGAGGAUUAAUUAUUAAUGCCGGUGUUGAUAAUUGUCGCUAUUUGAUUUAAUUCUUGAUUUUGUCUUUAUUACGAAAUAUAUAAAUGAAUUGUUGUUUCAAGCUCGAUUGAUAUCGGACCGUUUCUGUGCAUGGACAUGCCUACUCUGGCGAUAGGUGAACAAGAGCCCACGCCAGCACACACUCGUCCAACCAACAAACCACCCGACACAUCCGGUUCUUAUAAACAUCCAACCAACCCGUCAAUCUACGAGGCAACCGACUCGCCAAGUUCUUAUAAGCCUCAGAAGGACUGUCCGGCGUAUAAACUUGACGACUCGUCUACAAUAUAUCGGCAAACGGACACCGGACAAACGUACGAGUCGCCAUCAGAACCCGAGAAAAUCUUUAAAACCACGACGUCGAACGCAGCUACUUUCGAUUCGCAAACGGUAUUUUCAAAAUACAAGCCUCAGCACACACCGGGCAAGGACGAAAUACCACAGACUAACCCUCCGAAAGAAACACCUACUCCUCCAAAAGUGAGCUCGAAAGAGAUACGCAGCUACAAGGACUCGACCGGAAAAGGUCUCCUUCAGGAGUCAGAAGAACUCUUUCAGGAUCUCAGUCAGAUGCAGGAGACCUGGCUAGCAGGAGUAAAUCCAUAUUCAAAAGUGAAACAAGAGCAAAAAUCUGCAAAGCCGUGUUGUAAGCCGAGUCAACCCCACAAACAAAUUGGACCAAAGUAUCCAUUUAUAGAACAGGGAAUCCCUAGCAACAGUUGCCAGAGAAGCGAGAACGCAAAUUCACCUUCCGGAAAUUCCAUGACUAGCUCAAACUCAGGACGAGACUGCCCGUCGCCUAGCAACAAAAAGGAAUGCUCAAUGCCACAGAUUGAACACCAUCACAGACCCCCGAUGGAUCCUGCGUUUAACAAUCACGAUACCAGAUUACAACAGCCCUUUGAUAGCGCUCGUCAAUGCCCGAACAGUGAUAUACAGGCGAACUAUUCCCGGCUUAUGUCUAUGUCAUAUCCACAUUUCUACAAACCUACCGACACGCACGAUCGACCAUAUGAGGCCGACGUCAACGCCCAACGUAACCAUGGUUACACGGCGCCCGCGUUUGGACCCGUGACGCCAUCACAUGUUGCCAUAAAGCAGGAACCUCGUGACUUCAACUUCGAUCAUAGUGGCAGGUUUCAACAGAGUCCAUCAGCCAUUCACAGGACAGUUUGGAAUAGGAACGCAAGUCCGCAGGAAGGCAUGUCCUGUCCGUAUGAAAACACGCUGAGGUUCUUCUACCCCGAUGAUCAGCUUUACCUAGAGAGACUCCGGGAAAGACACCGAACAUUUUACGAAGGUAUGGACGUGAAAGCCGAAUUCUACAGAGACCUAUACUUCGAGAGGUACCGAGACCUUCCCCACCCCUCUUACCAACGCAGGGGAUCCCUGCAGCUCUGGCAGUUUCUGGUUACCCUGCUGGACGAUCCAACAAAUGCUGCGUUCAUUGCAUGGACUGGAAGAGGACUGGAGUUCAAGCUUAUUGAACCCGAAGAGGUUGCAAGACGAUGGGGAAUACAGAAAAACAGACCAGCCAUGAAUUACGACAAACUAAGCCGGUCGCUCAGAUACUAUUAUGAAAAAGGUAUAAUGCAAAAGGUUGCUGGAGAGAGAUACGUAUAUAAGUUUGUUUGUGAUCCUGAAGCAUUGUUUUCUAUGGCAUUCCCCGAUAACCAUCGCCCAGUUUUGAAAACUGACCAUUCGUCUACACAUUCGCUAGCAGAGGGACUUUAUCGCGAAACCAGUCAAUCUCCGGAAGUGCAGCCAGCGUUUUCUUUACCGCCUUUGACGUCAUCAUUUGCUGCGUCAUCACAAAUUCCACCACUGCCUCCGAUAAAUGUAUCGCCAACCGGAGGAACCAAUAUUUUUACCGCACCGGAUCCUCAUCGGUAUCCGUACAUGCAGGAUGUACAGAAAAUAUACAACUCUGGACCAUACAUGGAGUCAUGUGUAUAUUAGCAGAUAUAAAACAUUGUUGUCGUACUGGCCCUAGUUUAUCAAACUAUCUUUAACGGAUCUGGUUUAAGUUUUUUCUUAUUUCAUUUAGUCAAAAUAUUUAUAUAUUUGUGAUUUUACAAAGUAAAAUAUAAUUGAUAAUUGCCAUCUCUAUACUAAUUUCCUAUUCAAGUCCAAACACGCUUUAAAAGAUAUUUCAUAAAAUAUAUAUAUAAAAACGUUUGCUGGAUUUGAUCUGAUUCUGUUAAAAGGGACUUAAGAUUGUUUGAGUAAUUAGGGCCAGGAUAUGUCAUUGCUUGAAUUGGGCUGGGCGCCUUUUUUCAAGGAACUGAACUUUAUAUGAGCCUUUCCGGUGGAGUUAUAUUCUCUCAUAUUCUUUCACAACAAAUUGGAAACCGUUGAUUGUAUGGUACAUACGGAUGAAGUACGUGAUUGUUUAAAGCUGACAAAUGUAUGAAUUCAACGCACUCGACGAACCAUACGAUCCGUAACAAGUGCAUAUAUAUGAAUAAAACAUGUGUGAUUAUCCUUAGUAUAGAUACCUUAUCAAAGAAAAAUGUUUGUUAUUUU